Molecule: messenger RNA, 1722 nt
Organism: Strongyloides ratti
Lineage: Eukaryota; Metazoa; Nematoda; Chromadorea; Rhabditida; Strongyloididae
Exons: 2
Coding region: 1-1722 (573 amino acids)
Source: RefSeq, a predicted model, not a curated record
AUGAAUGAAAUUCCAUUUAAAGUUUCAAAAAAAAAUGAUCAUGAUGAAUCUAUUUUAAAUAUGGAAAUAAAAAAUGAAUCUAAAAAAUUAUCAGGAGCAGAAAUUGUUGGAAGAAAUAUGCAGAUUAUGAAUUUAAUCAUAAGCAACAUACAUGGUUUGAAAGAUAGAAAAAAUGUUGCUUUAACAUGUAAAGCAUUUUAUUUAAUAUGUAUUGAUAAGGAAUCUUAUGUCAAACGAUUUAAAAAAUUUGUUGAAAAAAGAGAAUUAUCAUAUUUUAUUAACGAUCCUCUAUCUAUUAUUUUUGAGAAGGAAAUUAUUAUCAAUUUAACUCAUUUUAGUAGAAGUAAUACUUUAAAAUUGGAGGCAAUAGGUAAUAUAAUGAAAAUGAAUAGACAUAUAAAAACAGAUAUGGUAAUAAGAAAUUUACCAAAUGGAUAUUUUCCAUUUUUUAAAAAUUUAAAUUGUUUUGAAAAUAUUAAAACAAUAUACUUUGAUUCAUCAAAAUUGGAAAAUUUUCCUUUAGCUAUUUUUAAAGAAUGUUCUAGUUUACAACCAAUAACUUUAAUUUUUGGAGAUACUUGCUAUAUUGAUCUUGAAACAAGAAAUUUUAUUAAACCUAAAUAUAGUAAUGAUAAUUUGAUGUUUCCAAAGAGUAUUAAGCAUAUUCAUUUAGAUUCUAAAAUUUCUGAUGUUACUUGGUUAAAAGAUGCAUUAAAAUGUUUUGAAAAUUAUGAACUUGAAUCUUUGAUUGUUAAAGAAAAUGUUAAAAAUACUAUAUCGGAUCCUACAUUAGAAUCUAUUGCUUCAACUUUACAUUUUUUUAAAAAGGUUAAAUUUAUAAUAAGAAAAAAUGGUUUUUUUUAUGAUAGAUCUUUAACUGAUUAUUUUGGACAAACAUUUGCUGUCUUUUUUACAUCAGAAGAAUUUGAGUUUAUGUUUGAAAUAAACUUUGAUAUUAAAAAAUGUAAUCUAGAUUUUUGGAUAAAUUAUAAUAGGUUACAGGAAAAGUCAAUAAAUGAUAUAAAAUAUGCAUUAUUUCAAAAUGUUUUGAUAAAUGAACGAUAUUUAUGUAUAAAUAGUUUUGGAAUCUCUCGCCGUUUUAGUAUAAUACCACAUAAAUUUAAUAAUGUGGAAAUUCAAAGUUUCAAAAAUGGCUUUCGAAAAUUGAGAAAUUUAACAACAUUAAAAAUGGAUAUUUCUUGUAUUAAUAUAGAAAAGGACUUUAAAAUUUUUUGUUGUAGUUUAACUAAUAAAUUAAAAAAUGUUAGUUUAUAUCAAUGUGAUGAGUUAAAAUUAAAAGAUUUGAUUCAAUUAGUUAAACAUUGCCCAUAUAUUGAAAAUAUACGUUUAGAAGAUGUAAGAUCAAUAGAUAUAACAAUAAAAAAAAUAAUUUCAUUAUUUGUAAUGUUAAAAGGAUUAGAGAUUGAUUUUUCUACUGAAUACAAUUUUAAAUAUAUUUUAGCUGAUUUGGUUAAGAAAGAUAAUGAAAAAAAUCAAGUUGUAUUAGAUUGGCCACAAAUUACUUAUUUAAAUAUUUUUUGUAAGAAUCCAGAUUCUAAUGAAAUUAUGAUAUUAGAUGAAAUAGAAAAAAAAACACCUAGAAAAUCAGGAAAAUUUUUAAUAACAAAAUUUUGGAAACGAUUUACAGUGGUAAUUCAAAUUAUUAUUCAAAAUAAUACAAAUUAUCUUUCUUAUUUUGAUAAAAUAUUUGACUUUGAUUAA